Acanthoscelides obtectus is the source of this 2018-nucleotide messenger RNA. Lineage: Eukaryota; Metazoa; Arthropoda; Insecta; Coleoptera; Chrysomelidae. The record is from the annotation of a GenBank genome assembly.
CUGGAACGGACGAAUUUGUGUGUUUCUGUUGAAUCAUUCCCGUAAAAUCUCGAGCGCUGUGCGUGAACAAUCUUUUGGCAUAUCUAUUUUGUAAUGAUUAGAUAAUAUUGACUUCGAGUACUAACGAAACCUUAGUACCAGUGCAUAUAUUCUAGGGAGCUAUACUGGACUACCUGAGCAAUGACGAAAUUGGGAUUUUUCUUGGUGCUGUUUCUGUGUACCGCUGUUUUGGCAGAAGAUGUAACAGUGCAACUGCCAGUUGGUACGGUAAAGGGAUUAGUAAAGUCUACCGCUAAAGGGGUAAUAUUCUACUCUUUCCAAGGAAUACCGUAUGCUGAGAAACCAGUCGGCGAUUUGAGAUUCCAGGCACCAAAGAAGAAAUGGGAAGGAAUCUGGGAUGCGACGAAAUUCGGCAACAUAUGCAAUCAGAUGAGUUAUACGCCUCCCAAUCAAAGUGAAGAUUGCUUAUUUGUGAAUGUCUAUACACCCAAUUUUACUGACAAUUUUCCAGUGAUGUUUUUUAUAUAUGGAGGGGGAUUCGUCGCAGGUGCCUCUAACUCCUAUGGUCCUGAUUUCUUAAUGGAGCAGGACGUUGUUCUGGUUACAAUCAACUACAGAGUAGGACCUUAUGGUUUCCUUUCGACUGGAGAUGAUUUGGUACCUGGAAACGCUGGAUUGAAAGAUCAGAAUUUGGCCUUAAAGUGGGCCAAUCCAUCAUUUUGGUGGUGAUCCAACCAAAAUUACAAUUUUUGGUCAGAGUGCUGGCUCUGCUUCUUGUGCUUAUCAGAUUAUGAGUCCGUUAUCUAAAGGUUUGUUCAGAAGCGCAAUCUUGCUCAGUGGGACAUCGCUAAGUCCAUGGGCGUACCAAAGGAACUACCAGUUAUAUUCGAGGGAAUUGAUCAGAAAUAUAGAUCCUGCAAACUACCAUAAAUAUAAUACUUCUCAAACUAUUUACGAGUUUCUCAAAAACAUACCAACAGAGAUAAGUAAUGAUGCUUGCUUGGCGAUAGUAACAACGAAUCCUAAAAGCUAUCUACAGUUGUACCAAGGAUUUUUCUUUGCGCCGGUAUACGAGCACGAGCACGAUGGUGCUUUUUUGACCAAACAGGCAUACGAAGCUAUGGAAGAGGGAGAUUUCAAUAAAGUACCAGUAUUACUCGGUGCUACUAGCGAGGAAGACUAUUUCCUCAUGGAAGAUAAAGAAGGUCUCGGUUACAUAUCUGAAAUAUUCACACAAAGUCGUGAUUCAAUACCAGAUGAUAUGCAUGUCACUGAGGAGAAUAAGGAUACCAUCAAAGCUGAAUUGAUGAACUUUUAUACUUCCGGAGGAAACUAUGUGGACAACCCUAGGAAACUUGUCACGCUUAUGAGUGAUCAUGAUUUUGUAAAAUCUGUGCUAAAGUUCGCUGAGCAGUUGGUGAAACACUCGCAAAACCCAUACCUCUACCAGUUCUCUUACAAAGGUGUCUUGGGUUUUCACAGAAAUCAGUCAGCUUGUGGUUGGCGUGGGAGUUCGCUCAUUCAGCAUCACUGACAGUUGUACCCCAGAGCUUACACAGACCGUUCCGUAUUUUCACUGGAUACAGUUUUUUAUCAAAUUAAUAAGCAUGUCAUCCUCAAGUUAUGAGGCAACUAUAGAAAAUAAUGGCAACGACCUGCAGUUCAUCGCAGAUGAAAUUGCCAUUGCUCCCAUUAUUUUCCAAAAGUCACAAGUGCCAAAAAUAAAAAUGAGAAAGGACGAUGCCUAGAAGAAGAUGUUGGAAAAAUAGGAAUCAACAUUCGGUAAACCAUUAGAUACUAAAGGCUUAUUAAAAAAAAUCAACAACAUGAAAUCAAGAUUGAAAAAAUAACAGAUCUAAAAAAAAACUGGUAAUAAAGCAAUUAAAUUGUUAGAUUGGGAAAAAAGUUGCUGAUAGCUAUGGAAGGUGACUGUAAUCCUACAAUUGGGAAAAUUAGAGGUGCCAUUCAGGUUGGUAGUGUUCAAGAAGAAGGAAGUGAACUAUAUACCGAGCGCAGUG